Messenger RNA from Panonychus citri (citrus red mite), 2371 nucleotides. RefSeq lists its product as uncharacterized. Gene Ontology annotation, biological process: regulation of transcription by RNA polymerase II. Lineage: Eukaryota; Metazoa; Arthropoda; Arachnida; Trombidiformes; Tetranychidae. Gene Ontology annotation, molecular function: DNA-binding transcription factor activity, RNA polymerase II-specific; RNA polymerase II cis-regulatory region sequence-specific DNA binding. The record is from RefSeq and is a predicted model, not a curated record. Gene Ontology annotation, cellular component: nucleus. The coding region runs from base 448 to 1617 and encodes 389 amino acids. The transcript has 2 exons.
UCACUCUCAACUUGUCGCUUUGGUGUUAACGUCUAUUUGAUUUUUGUUUAUUCUCCUGUUUAAUUAACUAAUUACACCUUUUAUUUUAUAGUUAAUUAACUGUGUCUCACUUUGAUUGUUAGAACUACGAACGCUGAUCAAAUUGACAUUUGCUUUGUGAAAUUAUUCCUUCUAAUUCCAUAGUUAUGGGCAAUUCUUUUUUGGAAAUUUUUUCGCUUCUUAAAUUGUAACAUCACAAUCCUCAUCAUCGACAACAAUUAACUUAUAAUUAUGCUGAUUAUGGUCCUGUUUUAAUGUAUUUAGAUUUGGUUGAAGCCUUAAUGUUUUUUGGUUAAAAGAAGCUGGAAAAAUAAUCAACUUGGAACGUCCCGUUAAUUGGAUUAAAUUAAAUUAUUUCUAUCACAUUGUCACCAUAUUAUUCAUAAUAUUAUCAACUAUUAAAUCACCAUGAAUCAAGAGGAUAUUCACACCAACGGAGGAGGAAUUAAAAUCCAUCUCUACGAAGAUCCGGUUACAUUGAAUAUUCAAACACCGAAAUCACCGAACUCGGUUCCAUAUGAAGUUCCAUUCAUUCAUAGUCCAUCAGCGACCACCAUGAAUACGACAACAAUGAUCAUCACCUCUAAUGGUUGUGCCACUUUGGGUCAACGUAAAUCAAAAUCAUCUUCAAUUCCCCGUUUACGAUCAUCUAAAUCAACAUCAGCUCUCAACAAUAAUUCAAUUGAAUCGUCAACGGGUGAAACUGGUACUCGAACAUCACCAACAACAACAACAACAACUUUACUCGAAGAGAAUGAAAUUUAUCAAAUUGAACGAUUCUAUUUGGCCCAUAAGACAUUUGUAUACGUUUCCCGAUGUAUGGCUAAUCUUUAUUUCACCAAAACUGAUCUGAUCAACGAAGGACGAAUCUCUUCACCACGGUCACAUGAAUGGUCACUUGAGAGAACCGGUGUACCAUUGAUCAUCUUCGAUAAAGGGGAAACUCGAGCUCGAAGUAAACGACAAUUGAAAAUUUGUCUCGCGGAAAGAGGGACUGGUUUCAAUCUAUGGGGCGAUGUGAUCGACAAUCUAACCGAUUACAAAGCGGUCCACCCGUGUUUCCAUACGCUUUACUUAUCGUGUGACCAUCGGCAAAUGGCCGGACUUUCAUUUGAUUCCGCUGAUGCAGCCGCUGAUUUCCUUCGGAACAUUGAAUCGAUAACCUGUGACCCCUUGAACAUCGCCCUGUCAGCGCCCAAAAGAUUAAUGAGUAAAAAGGAAAAGUCAUCAAUCAAAUCAAAAGGAAAACGGGAACAAUUUAAAUUACCUCGAAAAGAGGACAUCUCAUCACCUUGUCUAUUCCAACAUGUGAUCAACGUGGACACCAAAGACUUUGAUCGUCUCUUUUCAAUCUCAUCACUGGUUCCUCAUCAUCGAGUGAAUCCAGAAUUACGGUCACUUCAUUCACUCAACACUUCCUCUUCCUCUUCAUCAUCCUCAUCAUCUUCUUCAUUUUCUUCAUCAUCAGUACCCGUUGUUCCUCCCUUUCUUUCAUCUCCAUCACCCGUUGCAUCAACAACAUCAAAUUCCUCCAUGACAACAAGUUCUUCAGAAAAUUCUUCCAAUUUUUCUGUUUAGAAAAAUCAACCAAAACAACAAUCUAUUAAUUGUCCAUCUCAUCAUCACCUGAACCAUCAUUUUCUCUUCAAGUGAAUUCCGUUUAAAGAUCAACAAUUAACUAAUUUUUUCGUCUUCUUUUCAAUGAUGAUCGAAGCUCAUUUUCUCCAUCCAUUUAUUAUCACCAAUUUAUCCAAGAAUUAAUCAAUUCCCAGAGAAAGAGCAACUUGACUUGGUUUUCAAUUUGAUUCUAUCAUGAUUUCAUCUGAAGUGAUCAACUCUGAUUACAAGUUGAUGGUCUCAAAUUGAAAUCAUCUACUUGAAACAAUUAAAUGAUAAAUCAAAUUGCUAAGGACAAGAUGAUGAACGAGAUUGUUUGUCUAUUUUUAGUGCCAAGUUACAAUUGUAAAAUGAUUACGAUAACUUUAUGGAUUAAUUAUCAAUCACCAAUUACUAUUUACAAAUCAACAUAAUACAAAGAGAAAGUGAAUCACUAAUUGUUCACAAUAAACUAAAUCAAAUAUAACAAUUGAGAAAGAAUGAGAUAAACACUGGAUUUAAACUGAUUCUGUAUUCAAACUCUGUAUUUUUCACCCUGUACAUUUAAAACUCAUCGUGAUGAUUUAACUUUUCUAAUUAACUAAUGAGAACAAUCAAUUUAUAUGUAUAUUUUUAACAUUUACAUUGUAAUUGCAUUAAUAUUAUUUUCACCAAUGGUUUUUAACAAAGAUAAAUUUGUUGCAGUUAAUCAAUAAAUAGUAAAUCUUUAAAAAAA